Molecule: messenger RNA, 2825 nt
Organism: Solea solea (common sole)
Lineage: Eukaryota; Metazoa; Chordata; Actinopteri; Pleuronectiformes; Soleidae
Product: holocytochrome c-type synthase
Exons: 9
Coding region: 111-1001 (296 amino acids)
Biological process (GO): cytochrome c-heme linkage
Cellular component (GO): mitochondrion
Molecular function (GO): holocytochrome-c synthase activity
Source: RefSeq, a predicted model, not a curated record
UUGUGCAACAACGUGUGGAUCGUAACACACCGGCGACGUCCUGCACGCUGACAUUGGAGUGUUGACCUGAGAUCUCGUCACUGGUUUCCAGCACCUAUCAGAUUGGAAGGAUGGGAGCAUCCACGUCCACACCCACGACUCCUACAGUCCAGGCAGGGGCCAUGAUGGCUACCCCUCCUCAGGGCUGCCCCAUGCACCAUGAAGCCAAGCCUGUGGCAGUGGCUCCGCCCUCAGAGUGCCCCAUGCAUCAAGCACAGCCUGAGAAAGUGUCUCCUCCCUCAGAGUGCCCCAUGCAUCAAGCACAGCCUGAAAAAGCGUCUCCUCCGUCGGGGUGUCCGAUGCACAAAGCGGAAACAGGCCCGGCCCACCAGGACCGUGCCUACGAGUUUGUGGGGUGUCCAAUGAAAGCUGCAGAAAGCAAGAGUGACAUCGAUCCAACAAAUAUGAUGCCUCCUCCCAACCAAACACCAGCUCCAGACCAGCCCUUCUCUCUCUCAGUCUCCAGAGAGGAGUCCAACAUUCCCCGUCAUGGUGACGAGAAAAAAUGGGUUUACCCGUCUGAACAGAUGUUCUGGAACGCCAUGCUGAGGAAGGGGUGGCGCUGGCGUGAGGAGGACCUCGGUGCUCAAGAUAUGACCAACAUCAUUAAAAUCCACAACAAGAACAAUGAGCAGGCCUGGCAGGAGAUCCUGAAAUGGGAGGCGCUACAUGUACGUGAAUGUCCAUGUGGACCAGCCUUGAAGAGGUUUGGCGGCAAAGCCAAGGAGUACUCACCCAGAGCUCGCUUCCGUCACUGGAUGGGCUACGAGCUGCCUUUUGACCGCCAUGACUGGGUUAUUGACCGCUGUGGGAAGGAGGUGCGCUACAUCAUCGACUACUACGACGGAGAAAUCAACAAAGACACGUACCAGUUCUCGAUCCUGGACGUCCGUCCCGCCUUUGACUCUCUGGGAGCAGUGUGGGACCGCAUGAAGGUGACCUGGUGGCGCUGGACCUCCUAAAACCCUCCCGACAACAAACAUAGGUCAACGUUUAAACGUCAUACACAUGAAAGGACUACGAAUAUGAUGUUCCUCAUUUCAGCGUGUGAAGGAAAUAAAAUGGCUCUGAUGGUUUUAACAGACCCUCAGUUAGUAUGUAGCUUUAUCUGUUAAUCAUAUUGAUUCAAGUGGAAACUAUAAUUACACAAUUCACACUUUAUUUACAAACAGCAUGUCCAUCAAAGGUUUUUUGUCACAUGGUGUCUGUAACUUCCUCUCAGACUCGACUGUUCACAUUACUGACGUUUUUCUAACAGACAGUUUUAACAGGAUCAUGUGCUUGUGAUGUCAUCACAGCUGUUGUAGGCGUCGGCAUGUUCUUACGAUCCAUACUGCAGGUGGAGUUGGGUACAAUUCUCAUUUGAAUUCAUAUCUUUUUCUUGAAUUCAGCACUCAGUGGUACUUUUUUUAUUACUUGUGGUGCAUUACCACUGGCUCUACUCGCCUCACAUACUGUUUAUGUUGAAAGGAUUAAAUUAGAAGGGUUCACAUAGAUAAACCUGACAAGUUUGACCUGUAAUUUUAUUUUUGACUUAAGUGAAAUUCCAUGGCGUCUUUCAAAGUUUAAGCUGCGUUGAAGAACUUUGAGCUGUGAGGAAACAGAGACGAGAGGAGUGAGUUCCUCACACUGAGCUUCACCAUGGGCUGUAGGACACUUCCUCUCACAGGGAGGAAAUGGCGGGGUAGGACUGGGGAGACGAGAAACCAGUCGGGUGGAGAAGUUGAUGAAGGAUGAGAAGAUGAUGACAAACCACUGCGUUUGAUAACUUCCUAACCCGAUGAAGAGAAAUGAGAAUUAGAGGAGACUGUAGAUGAGAGGAUAAGAACUGUGGAGGGCUUCAGGCAGUGGUUGGAGGGGGGGAUGUGGGGGCUUAUUGUGCCUCUCAGUGUGCAGCCUGCCAGAAAUUAUUUGCGGAAGAAAAGGAAGCUUUGAGCUAAAUUGUAUUAAAUAACUUCAAGCUGUGAUAAAGAGCUUUGAACUGUGAUUUAAACAUGGAACUGUGGGGGGCAGCAUUACACCUCUCUCAGAAAUCCAUUUAAAAUCAAAGUAAAGAUCACAUCUGUCUGUGAGAAUAUUGUCAACUAUGUUUUCCUUCAAAAGUCAAUUGUAGAAAAAUGAAAAUAGCCCUUUAACUCUUUCCAAAUCUGAAUACAGAAACAUGUUUGAACUCAAAAGCAAAGUUGCCGUAAUGUACUGUAUCUUAAAAAGUAGCUCAGUUAAACAGGAUUAUUCUCUUGGAUUAUGUGGCGUGGUGAGUGAUGUGCAUCCACAUGAACUUUCUGCAGUCGAUUCAGAUCAGAGUAACAAUGUUAACUCUAGUGUUCCUGCCUCUGCAACACAACUGGCCUUUUUCUUAGCAGCCAUUGUAACAUUACAUCAGUGGAAAACACAGGUUUUACUGAUGAUGGCAUCAGUGAUGGAGAGUGCAGCCUGAAACUGAGUAAGCUGAAUGGAACUCAGCCAUCAAUUAUUUAAUUUGUAAAAGUACGAGCCAACUUUGGAGUUAUACGUCAAUGUCAGCACAACAUUUCAUCUGCAAAUUCUCCGCUGCUGUCUGAACUUCCACGUCUUUAUAAAGCAGUGUUUCCCAAACCUGGUCCUCAGGGAACACUGCCCUGCUCAUUUUCUUGUGCUGUUAUUUGUAUUUUUAUUUAUUGAGUUAUUUGAUGAGUGAGAGUUCAUUUCUGUGCAGAAUCCUGGUUCUGUUCACAGAAAUGUUGGUGUAUGUUGAAAUGAUUUAAACUCUGCCGGUCAAUAAAGCUGCUCCUGUUUUGCCUCUGUUA